ACACAGGAGGGGUUGCGAUACAUAAUUCAGUCCCGGCAGAAGGGAGCGCUUCAGUCUCCCCACCUCCUCCUCCUCCUCCUCCUCCUCCUCCUCCUCCUCCUCCUCCUCCACCUCCUCCUCCUCCUCCUCCUCCACCUCCACCCCCUCUUUCCUGUCGAGCGACCCAGCCAGAGGCUCACAUUGACGGCCGAUGCGGCGGCUUCCUGCUCCGGAUGGAGGCUCCACCUUGGAGAAGGACGAAUGCGGGAUCUUGUUUGUUUCAGCGUGAGGAAGGACAGGGCAGUGCGGGGUGGCGGAGGGUGGGGUGGGGGGGUGAUCUCACAGGAGACGUAAACAUUGCCAUGCCCUGCUUCAUGCACCACCUCCUGCGGUGCGGUUCCUCCUCCUCUGGGCUUUAGAGGACAACAGCUGUUUCUGUCGGGAGGUAAAUAUUGUGGUGAAGUUGCACUCGGGAUAGGAGGCUGCAGGAGGGGGUCCUGCAUCCGGACUCUCUGCCCCCCUCCCCUCCCCUUCCCCAUGAUGUUUUCUGCAGCCAUGCUGCACGCAGCAUCCUCCGAUCUGUUCCCGAUCUGUUCAGCAUCCUCCGAUCUGUUCCCGAUCUGUUCAGAAUCCUCCGAUCUGUUCCCGAUCUGAGCUGCAUCCUCCGAUCUGUUCCCGAUCUGAGCUGCAUCCUCCGAUCUGUUCCCGAUCUGUUCAGCAUCCUCCGAUCUGUUCCCGAUCUGAGCUGCAUCCUCCGAUCUGUUCCCGAUCUGUUCAGCAUCCUCCGAUCUGUUCCCGAUCUGUUCAGCAUCCUCCGAUCUGUUCCCGAUCUGUUCAGAAUCCUCCGAUCUGUUCAGCAUCCUCCAGGAAUUACAAGUUCCCCCCCUAAACACUGUCCCUCUUGAGCCCUUUUUCCUCGUCUGUAACCGGGUGACGAUGAGCAACGUCUCUCACACACGACUCAGACCGGCGUGAGGAAGCUUUUGUUUUUGUUUUUGUUUUCCUGGCGCCGCGCGGCCUUCGUUGACGCCCGCAUGGGAGCCAAGCAGGCCAAGGGCCAGGAGCCCGGCGGGGCCAGCCCCCAGCACGGCUGGAGGCGGACGCCCACCAAGGAGCGGGGCGACAUCUUGGCCUCCCUCAUGCAGAAGUCGGGGGACCGGCUGAGCCGCGGAGGGGUCGCCACGCCGCCGCCGCCGCCGCCGCCCUACCAGCGCCGCAUCGGCAUGAUCCAGCAGAUGAUGCUGAUGGCCAAGCAGGGCAAGCAGGACGAGACCAUGGAGAUGCUCAAGACACUCCGACAGGACCUGGGUAUGGAGUCAACAUCUCUGGAUGACGUGUUGUACCGCUACGCCAGCUUCAGAAACCUGGUUGACCCCAUCACACACGACCUGAUUAUCAGCCUGGCGCGAUACGUCCACUGCCCCAAGACGGAGGGCGACUCUCUCGGGGCGAUGGAGAAGGUGUGUCGCCAGCUGACCUACCACCUCAGCCCCCACUCCCAGUGGAGGAGGCAGGGCCUCCUGAAGAGGAAGCCUCAGGCCUGUUUGAAGGCGGUGCUGUCGGCGCCUCUGUCCAGCGGGGCCUUGGACCUGUCCGGUAUCCCUCUGGCGGCCCGCGACAUGGAGCGCCUGUGUGCACACCUGCAGCGCCACGCGUCCACCCUGGUCAGCAUGGAGAUGGGCUUCAGCGAGCUGACGGACGAGGCCUUCCUGCUGCUCCUGCCGACGCUGGCCGCCCUGCCGCGCCUGGAGACCCUGGCGCUGAACGGGAACCGGCUGACCAGAGCGGUCCUGAAGGAGGUGACUGACGCUCUGAAGGAUCCCGGCAGUUUCCCCAGCGUGACGUGGAUCGAUCUGGGCAACAACGUGGACAUCUUCUCCCUGCCGCAGCCCUUCCUGGUCAGCCUGAGGAAGCGCUGCCCCAAGCAGGGAAACCUGCCCACCAUCCUGGAGUUCGGGGAGAGCCAGGUCAGCGACCCCCCCGAGAGGCUGAGGGCUCUCGGGGAGGAGGAGGAGACGGACGACACCAACCGUACCGAGAGCAUGGGCGAGCUCCGGUCGGAGGUGGAGGAGGAGCUGGACGGAGAGCUGGAGAUAGAGGAGAUGAUGGAGGAGCUGCUGGACUUUGACAGGGAGGCGCAGGGGAAGGAUGACGAGGACGAGAGCAUGUGGACGGUCGGGGAGCAGAGGAAGGCGGAGAGGAGGAUGGGUUGGAGAGGGGAGGAAGAGGAGGAGGAAAAGGAAAAGGAAAAGGAGGAGGCGCGGCGACCGGGCAGGAGGGCGGUGAUGGCGGAUGACGGCGACGACUCCUCCCACCUGUCCUGCUCCAGCCAGUCGCGGCACUCCUCCGGCGCCGUGGAGCCGAGGAGAGCGGCGGCGGAGGACGACGACGACGACGACUCGGACGAGGAGCGGUCGGACCGCCUGACCUGACUGACGCUCCUCCUCCUCCUCGGGAAGGAAACGAGAGGAAGGAGACGAGAUGAAGGAGACGAGAGGAAGGAGACGAGAGGAAGUCUCGCCCCCUGAGGACGGCUGAGUGUGGCGUCGGACGGACGCGGUCCCGCAUUAAAGCGCCGCCGGAGGCGUUCAGGUGACGCCCGAGGACACGAGGAGACAAUCCCCCCUGAACAGGAGGUCCGUUUCAUCUGUUUCUAAAUAGACUGAGGAUGCCGACGCGUAGAAUAGAUUAUUAUCGCGCGAGGCUUUUAUGUAUAGAAUCUUUAUUCAGGUCCUUUCCUCUUGGUAACCGUGGUGAUACCUCCAUGUGCCUGUGACGCGUCCCGUUGAGAGUGUGUUGGUGAAAGACGAGGACAAAACAAAACACACAAACUAGUCAGGGACCUUUAAAAUUGUUUCACAUUUUUGUUUUUGUUUUUGCCAAAAACUAGAAGUGAUUUAAGUGUUUUCCCUCCCACGUACGUCCGCGGCUAGCCAGAUGGAUCAGAAGAUAGACGGGGGGAUCAUAAUAAAAAUAAAUAAUAAUUUAAAUAAAGUCAAGACGAACGCUUCAGUGGAAAAACAAGUUGCGUCACGAUUGAAAAAAAAUUAAUUAAUAAAAGGGAAGACAUGAACAGAUGCACCCGAGCUUCAGCGGAAGAGAAGAGCAGCGCAGAUGAAACCAAAAAUGAAUAAACAAGUGAUACAGAAGAAGAAGAAGAAGAAGAAGAAGAAGAAGAAGAAGAAGAAGAAGAAGAAGAAGAAGAAGAAGAGACGGGAAAUAUUUAGUUGCCUUUUUACUUUCUCAUAAUCAUGUUUGCGCCUCACACGCUUACGGUGUUUAUAUAUCGGCUGUGAUCACGUUCACGUACGCAAAUACUUAUAUCCUCAUGCAGUAUGUAGCUCCCUAAAGCUUUAAGAAACCAACUGUAUAUUUAGAUGUGCAGUAUAUAUAUACAGGAUGAUGUUUUUUUAAUCUGUGGGGGGGAGGGGGGGGGGGGGCAGUUGUUUAGAUU
This is a messenger RNA of Cyclopterus lumpus (lumpfish), 3433 nucleotides long. It is a transcript of the gene lrrc75a, whose product is annotated as leucine rich repeat containing 75A. Bases 1014 to 2411 code for a protein of 465 amino acids. The record is from RefSeq and is a predicted model, not a curated record. NCBI's taxonomy places the organism in Eukaryota, Metazoa, Chordata, Actinopteri, Perciformes, Cyclopteridae. The transcript has 5 exons.